UUCCCCAGGUCCACAGGUUGUGUAGAUUACAGACCUGCCUGUUCCUGGUGCUCUGACCCCUCACGGCUCUAGGGAUCCAAGUUUUCUGUGGGUUCCCAGGGAUAUACUCCUACUAACCUGGGUCGGCUUGCACCCAGAGGCCCGGGAAUGGCCCAUUGCAUGAGCCACUGCUGAGCGGCCGGUCCUGCGGCUGGGCCACUGCAGUCCAGGAAUCUGGACGUGAGUUGUUCUCCGCCCAGCCACAUGCAUGCGGGGUGAGCUCACCCUGGCUCGCUGCCUCCUUCCCCCAAUCUCUCCAAUUAAAAACAUAUUACCUUCCCGCUCCGCCCGGAGCAGCCCUGGGCCGCAGCUUUAUUUUAUAAACACAUUUAGACACGUUCAAAAAGGAAUGAUUCAUGCUGGACCUGAGCGCUGCGAAACGCGAGGCCGGCUGAGCGCUUUCACAGGACAAGCAUCCUGCACUGGACCAGGCCUGGCCCUCAGGGGGUAUCAUCUCUCCUGCGCCAGGUCGGGGGAUUACCUGGACGCAGCUGGAAGGACUUACCCACACGGCCACCUUUCGGCACCCCCAGCACAGCCCCAGCCACCGCAAGCUCUUCGAAGGGCAAGACGCAGGCCCAGUCCCCCACCCCACCCCACCUCCCGGGAGGCUUCCUGGGGUGCCUCCACUACUCCUGGCCCCUCCUCCUCCCCUCUCCGGUUCCUCUGCAGACUCAGGUUCAGGAGAUCAAACUCAGUCCAUCAGGCUUGGCUACACCUUUACCCACUGGGCCAUCUUGCUGGCCCUGCUGUGAUGUCCAGAUCUGAAUCCCUCACAGAGAUGACAGUGCACACAGCCGGUCCUAUCCAAGCUGGUGAGGAUGCAGAGCUAGAGCUCUCAUGAUGGAAUUUCAGGAGACACAGACACCCUGGAAGACAG
Molecule: messenger RNA, 919 nt
Organism: Cricetulus griseus (Chinese hamster)
Lineage: Eukaryota; Metazoa; Chordata; Mammalia; Rodentia; Cricetidae
Source: RefSeq, a predicted model, not a curated record